AUGUCCGAAAAGAUUGUCUUGUUUGACCUCCCCAGCAAGGAGCCGUGUGUCGCCUGGUCCCUCAACCCGUGGAAGACUCGCCUGUUGCUGAACUACAAGGGAUUGGACUACGAAACAAAAUGGGUCGAGUACCCGGACAUCAAGCCGACGUUGCAGCAUCAUGUCGAGCCUGGUGAAUCGCGCUGGCCGUACACCAUCCCCGCCAUCAAGUUUCCCGAUGGAAUCUGGUCCCAGGAUUCGCGAAAGAUUGCCGACCUCAUUGAGAAGCGCUACCCUGAGCCGUCUGUGCACCUCGAUUCCCCUUACCAGAGCCGGAUCGAGGAAGUUGUGCCCAGGGCCUUUGUACCGCUCAUGGGCAUUGGACUGAACCAGAUUCCCCGACGCUUGCUCAACCCCCCCAGCGUCGAGUACUGGAUCAAGGACCGGACUGAGUUUGUCGGAUCCGACCUCGCCGAGCAUGAGGCCAAGAAAGGCGGCGAGACUGCCUUUGCAGCGGCUGCGCCUGCUCUGAAGGAAAUCACUGCGAUGCUAAAGGAAAAUCCUGAUGGCCCCUUCUUCAGUGGCAAGGAAGUGGUCUAUGCCGACUUUGUCUGGAUCGCUGCGCUUUACUUCUUGAAGCGCAUUGGCGAUGACGUUUAUGAAGGCGCUCUCAACGCCUCUGGUGAUCGCACGGUGCACGAGAACCUGCUCAAGGCUGCUGAGCCCUGGCUGAAGAGAGGCGAUCACUAG
This is a messenger RNA of Beauveria bassiana ARSEF 2860, 729 nucleotides long. Its product is annotated as putative glutathione S-transferase. The coding region runs from base 1 to 729 and encodes 242 amino acids. The transcript is spliced from 4 exons. NCBI's taxonomy places the organism in Eukaryota, Fungi, Ascomycota, Sordariomycetes, Hypocreales, Cordycipitaceae. The record is from RefSeq and is a predicted model, not a curated record.